Vidua chalybeata is the source of this 9428-nucleotide messenger RNA. It is a transcript of the gene MBNL3, whose product is annotated as muscleblind like splicing regulator 3. Gene Ontology annotation, molecular function: metal ion binding. NCBI's taxonomy places the organism in Eukaryota, Metazoa, Chordata, Aves, Passeriformes, Viduidae. The record is from RefSeq and is a predicted model, not a curated record. The transcript is spliced from 9 exons. Bases 652 to 1767 code for a protein of 371 amino acids.
AUUUACACGCAGUUUGCUCAGCCAUUUUAUUUUUUCCCUUCCCCCGACUAUGUAGCAAAUAUUUAAAAGAAAAGAAAGAGAAAAAUCAGACAUCCUUUUGCCUGUUUUGAUGCUCAUGAACCAUAAUUUUUAGAAGCAAGAAAUAGAAGGAAAAAAAAAAAAAACCGAAGUUUUCUCCCCAAGGACCGAGACCAUUCCACAAACUGAAGUGCUGCCAGCAGCAUAUGCUUUUUGCAAGAAUAAUUGAAACCAUUAACUGGAGAGCACAGAAUUCUUUUGAAAGUCUGCCAGUUAUUUGCAAGUAACUUUGGCAGUGGCACAAAAUAUAACACUUGUAUUUUAACUUCUACAAUUGCACUUUUAGGAGCUGGCCUCUAAUUUGAUUUUCAGUUGUUCUGAUAAGAUUUCUAUUUUAUGAUUGGCUUUAUGUUUAAUUCUUGUUUAAAGAAACACGAUUUGACUUAAAUGAAAACCUAAGUGCUGAUGAAUAGGAGUUCUACCAAAGCAACAAGUUAGUUAUUUCUUCACAUUUAACUUGAAUUCACUUUUUUACCCUUUUUUUAAAAAAAAAAAGAAGAAAAAGAAGAUCAGCAGUAAAUACUACCCUGAGGAAGGGUGCGAUUGCUUGCAUUUUAAUUUUUGUUUUUUAAUAUGGCUGUAAACGUUUCCCUGGUUCGUGAUACAAAAUGGCUGACGUUAGAAGUGUGUCGAGAGUUUCAGAGAGGGACUUGUUCUCGGUCUGAUGCAGAGUGCAAGUUCGCCCAUCCGUCACGGAGUUGCCAUGUGGAAAAUGGUCGAGUUAUUGCCUGCUUUGACUCCCUAAAGGGCCGGUGUACCCGAGAGAACUGCAAAUAUCUCCACCCUCCCCCACAUUUAAAAACACAACUUGAAAUAAAUGGACGCAACAACCUGAUCCAGCAGAAGACGGCCGCAGCCAUGUUUGCUCAGCAGAUGCAGUUCAUGCUACCGGGCGCGCAGCUACAGCCAAUUACAACGUUUCCUGUGACUCCAUCGCUUGCAACAAGCCCCACAAUGGCUUUUAGUCCCUACCUGAGUCAUGUUUCUCCUGGGAUGGGCUUAGUUCCUGCAGAGCUUUUACCAAAUACUCCUGUCCUGGUUUCUGGAAAUCCUACUGUUACAGUACCGGGAGGCUCUGCUGGGCAGAAACUGAUGCGUACGGAUAAACUGGAGGUUUGUCGAGAGUUUCAGCGUGGAAAUUGCACACGUGGUGAGAAUGAUUGCCGCUAUGCUCACCCUAUAGAUAUUGCAAUGAUAGACACAAAUGAAAAUACUGUUACAGUUUGCAUGGAUUACAUCAAAGGUCGAUGCUCUAGGGAGAAAUGCAAGUACUUUCAUCCCCCUGCACACCUGCAAGCCAAAAUCAAGGCAGCUCAACACCAGGUGAACCAGACAGCUGCAGCUGCAAUGGCCCUGCCGCCUGGUGCACUUCAACCUUUACCAAAGAGGCCAGCACUUGAAAAAAACAAUGGUGCCACCACAGUCUUUAACCCAAGCGUUUUCCACUACCAACAGGCUCUAGCCAACAUGCAGUUGCAACAGCCUACAUUCAUCCCUACAGGGUCAGUUCUGUGCAUGACACCCACUGCAAGCGUUGUGCCCAUGAUGCACGGUGCUACGCCCACCACUGUGUCUGCAGCAACAACUCCUGCCACCAGCGUCCCCUUCGCUGCAACAGCUACCGCCAAUCAGAUAUCCCAGUUAUCAGUAGAUGACCUGAGUAGCAGCAUGUUUGUUUCACAGAUGUAGAAGUUCCCAAUAGAACACAGACCAUGUUGAAAUUCUGAACAGUAAAAUUAUGGAGCACCAGGACUUCUUGGUGGGAAGCUGCGCAUGGCCUUUCUGUAUAUAUUCCUCUCUUCCCUCUAUCAUUCUCUACCACCUCUACAGUAAGCCUGUUGCAGCCUACAUGUUAACCAAAAACUGAUCAAUGGGAAUGUCAAAAAAAAAAAAAAAGAAAAAAAAAAAGCACUAUAGAAACAAUUAACAAACAGCGCUCUGUUAUAUGAGAUAUACAAGUAGGAAAUUAUAAUAGACUUUUAUAACACAUUACUUUAACACACUUAAUCAUUUUAUGACUACCAUCAUGAUAAGUGCAUAUGCACAGCGGACUGUUGGUUUACUGUAUACUAUCGAUGGAUAAAUGUUUGUCUUGUUUUUAAAGUGUUAUCUUACUGUUUUGUUUACAUCAUAGUCUAUUGAUUUGUUUUAAAGUGUACAUCAUUAUCAAGUAUACUCAAUACCAUUUUUUCAUUAUUGUUAUGUCUUAAGUUUUCAUAUACUGUAGGUUUUAUGGGGUUUUGUUUGUUUUUUACUAAAAAUGUUAUUGUGGGAAACAGGAAUUAUGUGCUUGAAAAACACGACACAGAAUGUUCUGCCCUUUGCUGGAUUUUGCUGUUAAUGUCAGCUUAAGUUGCUUAUGUUAAAUGCUCCUUUUAUCAUUUAAAACUUGCCUUCAGAUAGUCUCCAAAUUUUUAGUACAUGUGAUGUGAAAGGACAGCUGUCAUUUUAGUCCAGUUCAGGGUUCUUCUUUCAAUACAAUGAGCUGAUUCUGGAAACUUUUGGAAAAAAAACCACAAAAGCCCAGGCUCAGUAAGGGGACAGGAACAAUUUGCUCAGAGAGGAGUAAGCAUCAAGGGAUUUCUGCAGCUCUGUUGUCCAUUGAAGUGCAUUCUCAGCUGCAAACGGCGCACAAUCUCUCUCGCUGUUCUCAUGGUGCAGUUGAAACAAACAACAAAAAAAAUGGUGGUGGAGUGAGACAGCUUCAGUUGGGCAAAAAGCUCAUUGCAUUGGAGAGGAGCAGGUGCCAGCCGUUGGCUGGGGAGGGCCCCGGGGCCAUGGCUCAGCCCAGGCUGGGUAGCACUGAGCCUUGGGGCUUGUCUCCACCAAGCAUGCUGAAACAUUUUGGCCUAAAAUUUUAUAUUAUGUGUCUCUUGUUGAAAUUUUGUCAGCAUGCCCCAUUUAUUUAAUCACUGUUUUCCAUAAGUGGGUGAUUAUUUCCCCCCCACCUCCGCCCUGUGAUCUGUGGCCCUUUAAAGCAAACACAGCAGUAACAAAGCAGCAAAAAGUUCAGCAUAAGCUUGCUGCUGAAGAUAAACAUUUGUCUUAAUGGAGUUCCUGUCGGUCAGUGGAUUUAUUUUGGCACCUUCUACUUGAUCAAGAGCAAUGUUUGUUGCACAACAAGGGCUAGUUCUCAAUACCUCCUUCUCAUACGCACGAAUAAAACCAUUUCAGCCCGUGCACCCUGGACAGCCCCGCCUGUCGUUAUGCUGCAUUGCUGAACAAUCUGGCUGCAGAAAUGCAUUUUGGUUGAGGAUACUGCCUAAUUCGUCCCUACCACAGCUCUACAGUAUCAUUGGCAUUAUGGAAGAGGUGGAUUUGCUGCUGUAAAUCCACAAACUCCAUACAAGGAGAAAGAGAAUCAAGCAAGAGGCCAGCUCACAGUGUCUGGAGGGGCGACCACCCCGAGCUCAGAGUGGUCCUGUAGAGUGCCAAAUUCAGACAACCAGAUUUUCUUCUCUUUUCCCAGUUCCUUGGCCUUGGUUAGAUAUUCUUUGCCCCCUCUCCUGCAGUAUGAGCACAGGCAGUUUGCUAGAUGUGUAUCUCCAUGGGCCAUGAAUGAUGGUGGCACACCCAGGGCGCAGCCUGUGCACUCCGGGGCAGGCUCUGACCAUCUGCCCGUGGAGACUCACUCAUAGCAUGAACCUUUGAGGAGCCCAGCUCAAGAAGGCCUUGAGGAAUCUUUUUGUUCAAUUCAGCAGACUUUGAACCAAAGUCUGCUGAACCCCCAAAGUCAGACUUUGAACCCCCUGAUAGAAAGGGGAAAACAACAUCCCCCCCAAGACCUCCUUUAUGGACCCUGAGUUUUGACAGUCGCUUGUGUCCAUGGAUGUUCCCCAGCCAUCUGUGCUCACAAGCAGUGCGGUGGCCUGAAAUCAGUGACUCUGAUUUGUAUUGGCGACCACAUACCUGUUCUUUUCACCACUGUGUUUCUGUUUCCCGAAACCAUAACAUUGUUAGUGGAAAAAGUGGAUUUGAGUACUUCCUGUUUGAAAUUAUUUGUGUAUCAAAAAUGGGUUUUGCACAACCUGUGCCAGUGCCUCAACAAAGAACAGAGCUGAUCUUCUUAAGCCAGAAAGGAUGCAUUCAAGCUUGUAUGGCUUUAUGAGUUCAAGGAGGUUGAAAUUUUUUCAGUGCUAAAUGGAUUUUUGUAUAUCUUGAAACUUUGAUGUAACCUCCUAUUUUAUUUAUCGACUUAAACAUCUGGCAUAGAUGUGCAUAGAAUGUAAACCUAGAAUACAGCUGUUUUCAUGUCACAUUUAAAGCACUGAAAAAAAAAAGGCGUUUAAGGAUUAUUUUUUAUUAAAGAGGUCCAAUGAGGGAUGUUCAGGGUAGUUAUAUUAGGUGCCACAACAGUUUUUAUAUUGCUGGCAAAUUUAGAGUUAAUUUGUAAAUGAGUUUAAGGAAAGAAAAGCUUGAAGCACUAAACUUCACCAAAUUCAAAACAAUCUCGGCAAAAAUGCCAUUUUGAGGUAGCACUAUUUAAACUAGUUGUGCAAUGACUUGCUCUAAUUUUCUUUGUUCAAGAAAGAAAAGAAAAAGAAACCAGUCGCCAGACUAUAAAUUUCCUAAAUAGACUAUUACAAAGUCACCGAGCUAGUUAGUGACUCUAAACAAAUGUCAUAAAAGCAUGAAUAUCAUCCUUUAUUUGACAAGAGAUGUAUGUAAGUUUGUUUAAAUCAAUAUAAUUUUAGUGACAUUUUUAUAAGCUUCCCACUUUCCAUGAACCUAUAUUUUUUAUUUAUCCAAAGUUAUUUCUCUUUGUCCAUUUCUCUCAGCCUUAUGCAAACAAUAUGCAAGAAAUGCUGAAACUUGGAUAAAACGGGUCAUGCAGAGGGAAAAUGAAAGCUGAGAUUGAUCAUUUUCACGAAAAAAGGUUGUUAGUAGUUUCAAUAAAAAGUACUACUACUAAACUGUAACAUAAGCAGACAAUAAAAGAGGGAUUUAAAAUAAAAUGGAUUCAUAAAACUAUUAAGAUUAUUUUUGUUAAAUACAGUGUUUUUAGUAAUUUGGAACAUGAUUUCACAAUCAGCCGUGUUUUUUAGUUGGGAAUUUUUAGCUGAUGAUUUUUGACUGUGUAUUUUUGCAUCGCAACGUUCUAGAAGCCGUUCCCUCCCCGGGCAGCCCGCGCGGGUUCCCGACGCGCUUCUCCUCCAGCCGCCGCCCCGCUCCGCGCUCGGGCGCUCCCCAAGGGCGGCACGGCCGGGCCGGGGUCCCGCUGCUCCUCCCGCUGUCCCCUGGAGCGGGGACCCCGCGGAGCUGGCACCGGGGCCGGGCGCGCCUUGGUGGCACAGGUGGCCGGAGCGGGACGCGCGUGUGCCGGCGAGGUCGCCCGGCCCGGCUCGGGCUGGCGCUGGCGCGGUAGGAGUAGCUCUAGGACACGCCGGGUACACAACGAUUGAGAAACUGGAGUCCUCGUUUUGUUUAUCCCUUGUACAUUUCACAGACAUGCAAAUUGAAAAAGGUGAAAUUUAUGAGGAAAAUCUAAUUUCCCAUUCCUGUUGAAUGGAUUUAGUUUGAUAUUGACCUGAUUUUACCAUGUGCCUGUUGAAGGCCUUAGAGUAUAUACUGUAUGUUAAAGACUGUAAUAACUUUAAAAAAAAAAAUAGUUGAUAGCCUAAUCCAAAUGUAAAUAGAGCUACAACUCAUUGUUACUAGGCUACAACGCAUUAAUUCAUGUCAUAUAUUUUCAUUUCUCUACCAUUAGUUUUUAAGGUUUUCAUUAUUGCUUUUUUUGAUAUCUUUAGUAACUAAUGAAUUUAAUUUUGAAGGAGAGUUAGAGAAAGUUUAAAAUUUUUAAUACAUGUAUUCAGCCCAUUUAGUUAUAUUCUAAACCAACACUGAAGCAUGGUAAGGUAUAGAAUACAGUCCAUAACUAGUUUGUAUAGUUUACAGUUUAAGAACAAAAUUAACUUUGUAUGUAACUCCUACAAUGAUAGAUUCAUUGUUAACUAAUUAUAUUAAGUUGUUGUUGCUAUGGCAACAAAACUACAACAUGGCUACCUUUGUAUACAUUAUUUGUGAAAUUUUCACAUGUAAAUUAAAAGUGAUGUGUAACAGUAUGAGCUUGUUAAAGGUACAGUUCGAUACUGUCAGAUAAAGAUAUGAUUGAAUAUUUUUAAAAUCCCAAAGUCCCAUGUGAACGCUGAAUUUGUGUCUUUAAGGUCACUUUUUCAGUCAAGAAGUUUACAACACAUGGAUUUAGAGUCAGGUUUUAUAGCUUGUAGAAAUUGUUGUGUGGCAAGGGUUAUUCCACAGUAUUUUCACUUCGGAAACACAGCAGCCUGUAUUUACAACAUAGUGACCGGUCUUGCUUUCAUUUCACAUCCAUUCACAAGGUGGGAAUUCAGAAGUAAUCAGUUUCAGUACUGUAGUUUUGCCUGCAAUUUUCUUUUCUCCAGAAAUUGGACACUCACACAAUUACGUUAUGAUCAGGGCUAAAUAAUUAAGCAUAUAACUAUUUUAAUACUAAUUUAUAUUAGCAAAAACUGUACAUAAGAAAAAAAAAUAUUGUGGAAUGACCCCGUAACAGUGUUGAAGAUACAAAUAUGCUGCAGUUAAACUGAUUCAGUUAGUGUACGAAUGUGUGAGACACACCUUUUUUGCACUUAUGUACAUAGUCCACGAAAGAAAUCCUUGGAACUUAUUUUGAAUAUAAAAAGUCUGUAAUAAUACAGGAAAAGUUUGUAAAAGAGAUAGGUAUUACUAAGGCUUUGAAAAGGAGGAGUUUUUUGCUAUAAAACUUAUCUGAAAGCAUGAUGUUGCUUUGCUGUUGUAAAAGCUUUGUAGUUUGCCAUAGCUUAUUAUACAGCAGACUGAUAACAGGUCAGCUCCAACCUGCAGCGCAGAGAAUGGGAAACGGUGUGGAAUUAAUUAGUAAGGUCACUAGCAAAGAUUCAAAUUACUUUUUUUAAUCAGCCUACAUUUUCAAAUACACCCCAGGUCAUGUUUCUGAUAGGUUGUGUUCUCGGUGAAUCCUGUUAGGACUGGUAGGUCCAUGGCAGCACACACACAUUUUUCCUAGCACCUAAUCCUAUUUCUGUCUGAAGUGUUUCUCUGUGGGAGGUGACUGUCAUUGUGGCGAGUGUUUUAAAUCCCAGAGUGAAUUUGAAAUGUCACAACUGCUUGAUUUUAUUUUUUUUUUUUAACCUUUUAGAGUAAGGUAACAAAAUGGAAGGAGCUGGUGAGCCAUAAAUGGACAGGGAUGGGUUGGAAUUAUCUGGGACCAGUUCUUUCUGCUGUGUGACAGCCGUGGUGUUAUUUGAGAGGCACUUGGUAGUGCUGCUGGGACAGGGAGGUGGAGGCUGGUGGCACUGUGGCUGGCUGGGUGCUCCAGACUGGGACUAACAAGCCCCUUUGAGUUGCCACCAAAGGAGAGCAAAGCUGUGGCCCCUCAGUGAGCAGCUUCUUGUUCCUGUUUGUGUUGGUACUGCUGGGACUCUGCAGUGCUGGGGGAUUUUGGAGCAGCUGAAGUGCCUGUGUUGACCCAUUUAUUUUUGAUUGGAACAAGUUUCGCUUCUUGUUAGAUUUUUUUAAGGGUUUUUGGGGUUUUUUUUUGGGUUUUUUUUGUUUUUUUUUUUUUACCCAAGCCCCAGUUGUGCUUAAGAAAAGUAACUGGUUUUGCCAUGAGUCUGGUCUGGUCCUGACUUGAGCAGUGAGGCAAGUCCCUCAGAGCAGAACUGGUGGGAGGUGGCAUCCGAUGUGACUGUCACCCUUUUGCUGGAUGCCCCAGGGUUGGGGGCUGAGCUGUUGCUGCCAAGCCCAAGAGCUGUUCCUUGGCCAGCAUUCCUGACCCCUGGUGAUGCCAGGGUGUGCCCAGCCAGCCCACCCUGCACCACGGGGCUGUGCAAGUGGUGGUUUGCUGAAUUGGAGCAGCCCCAGGGUCUUUAAAAUGAGGAAAAAUCAGAUGUUGCUUCUCUCCAUGGUGUUAUAUAAUAACCUAGAUUUUAAUACUAAAUAAUCAGCUAGUUCAAGGCACCACACGAUUAUGGCUUCCCUUUGCCAUCAUCAGUUUCUAUAAUCAAGUUCUUUCUCAUUUCUAGGAUUAUGAGAGAAAAAUAUUUUGCACUAUGUGAAAUGAAUCAUAGCUGGUCAAACUUUGUCGGGGUACAAGCAUGAUCGUGACAACACUGCUAAAAUCUUUGCUAGUGAUCUUUACUGACAUCCUCUAUCAUCAAAAAUAACUCUAUAUGCCUCUCAAAGGAGAUAUUUAAACAUGCAAAAUAACACAACUGUUAAAUAAAAUGAAGUUAUUUUUCCAAACACACAACAGAGAGAAUUACCUGACACCGAAUUACAAGGUUCCAGUUCUUUAUUACUGUACACAGAUGCUAUUUGAUAGUGGUGGAAGCCAAAUGAUUUUGUUGCCAUGGCUUUUGUAUCCUAGCAGAUGAGGGGAUGAUAAGACCAUUCUUAGAUUGGAUUAUGGGAUUUUUUUUUUCUUUCCAAUUAGCUUUGUUUUCAUUUUUUUUUUAAGAUCAUGAAAAUGAACUGACUCCUCACCCUUUAUUACAUCACCUGACAAAAGAUCACUAUUUUUUUUUAUAAAUAGAGAAUUGUAUUUUAGGCAAUCACUAAAAUCAAAGAAAGAAUGUUCUCCUAAAUUGUCAAAUUUUAAUUUAAAUAUAUAAAAACAUUUAUACUGUACUGUGUAAAGUAGAUCUUUGAAGCACAUUCUUCUUUUCAUAGGCGUUUCUGGUAAAACAAAGUAAGGGAAACAUUAGAUAUCAUUUUAAUGGAAUAGUUUAGAAAAUAUAUACAAAUGAUUACACUUAGCCCUGUGGAAUUGUAAGAAAUUAAAAUAUCAUUGGAUCCAGACAGGCGUAGGUUAAUGCAGUAUUUCAGUUCCAUAACAGGAUAGUUCAUUCCCUCAACUGCUACCAACAGGGUGUACGCUUUGAAUUUAUGUUUCUUUUUGCCACAUUAUAUUGCUGUAGUGCUUGUACGUGCUUUAGAAAUGUGCAUAAUGCUACUCAUUUUAGUAUGUUACUUCUAUAUUGUUAUUGUUUAUUUUUUGAUCUUUUAAUAAAGUAUAUAAAAUUCUUGGUUAUGUUUUUUAUGGAUCCAUAUCUACACAUUAAUAGGAGUUUACUUUAAAAACUUUUCAAGUUCCAGUUUAUUAGUCCCAAACUUCAAAGAUUCUGAUGUAAAAAUAAUAACUAAUGAAUUUGAAUCAAUGUUAUAUCUGAAGUGUAGAUCAACAGAAUAAAUUUCUUUCCAGAAAAUACCUUCAGUAUUUUGAAUUCUGUAGCCAGUGCCUCCUUUUUACUGGAUGCAUUUGGCCUAUCAUAUUAAAGUUACUAACACAAGACAGACAUUUGUAUUUUAGAAAAAUAAAAAGUAAAACUUUC